ACAUACAUCAGCAUUACGCGAGCGAUUGUCCGGUGAUGUAAUUCAGAGAAUGCGCUGACACUGAUUGUUACUACACAUUAUGACUUCGUGCAGUAUCAUAAGGUACGUCAAGACAUUCGCCGCUCGGGUCUGCCGCGCGAAUUAAUUAAGGACCGUAAAUUAUUCACCGCGGGUCGCCAUGUGCUCGCGAUUGUGCGCGACGCUGCUCUCGAUAUUAAUCUUGCCUGGGACACGCGCGAUUCAAACGUUCGAUGGGGAUACUUUGCCGCCGAAUAUGUCGGAAAGGCUCGACGAUUAUUGGCACACCUAUAAGACGCAGUUUAAUAAGACGUACGCAAGAAACCUGGAAAACGCGAAGCGAGCGGCUUGGGAGCAGAAUCUCGUGGAAAUUUAUAAACACAAUCUACUGGCCGCCGCUGGACAUCACAGUUACACACUGCGGGAUAAUCACAUUGCCGAUCUCACCACUCGACAGUAUAUGCGCGAAAUGGUGAAACUGAUACCAAGUCGAAGGCGUCGACUGCCGACCGAGCCGAUAGUAUCGGCGGUUCUGAAAAAUCCCCGCGACACACCAGCACGUCUGGAUUGGCGCGAACACGGUUUUAUCACUUCGCCCGUGAACCAACGGAGCUGCGGGAGUUGUUACGCUUACUCGAUCGCGGAAAGUAUAGAGGGACAGAUUUUUAAGCGGACCGGCAUGCUACUACCCUUGAGCGCACAACAGCUGGUGGAUUGCAGCACGGCGACUGGGAACCUCGGCUGCACCGGCGGUUCCCUGAGGAACACUUUGAAAUAUUUGGAAAAGUCGAAAGGUCUCAUGGCUAAAUCCGCGUAUCCCUACUACGGCGAGCAAAGGGAGUGCAGAUUUAAGAGGGACCAGAGUGUCGUCAAUAUAACUUCAUGGGCAAUUCUACCGGCGCGGGAUGAGAAGGCUCUCGAAGUAGCAGUGGCGACGAUCGGGCCCAUAGCCGCCUCCAUAAAUGCCAGCCCGAAGACAUUCCAGCUUUAUCACAAAGGCGUUUACGACGACCACCAGUGCAGCUCGGACAUAGUGAAUCACGCGAUGCUCAUCGUCGGAUACACACCGACCGAGUGGAUUCUGAAGAAUUGGUGGGGCGACAAUUGGGGUGAAAAUGGCUACAUGCGACUGGCGAGAGACAAAAAUCGUUGCGGCGUAGCUAACUACGCGGCUUACGUGAGAGUUUGACAUUCGUAGAAAAGUAUUAACUUUUACAUUCGAAAGAAAUUUCGAUAAAUUUAUACGUAUUUGUGGCGAUUAGCCAUCAAAGUGGAUAAACAUUAUUUUCCUAGAUAUUUUCUACCUCCUAUCCUCUUCUUACGUGCGUGAACUCGGAAUGAAAAAAAGAAAUGCUAAAAUUGUAAAUAAGUAGCAAGUUCAAUGAUUCCCGUUGCAUUUCUACCAAUCUACCAGCGUUACAGGAUCAAAGAUUGCGUGUAUUCAAACGAUUAAACUUCGGGCAAUUACUAAGGAUCGCCGAACAUUUAUUACAUAACAGCCACUGACCGCAGGACGGACGCUCGAGAGAAUGCCAGAUACCAGACUUCCGUAACCACACAGGGUCCCGGGGAAAUUUAAUCGAACCGUACAACCGCGGCACGAUAGGAACGUGGAGACUUUACCCGAUCGAAAAUUCUGUCCGAAGACGAAGUACACGGCUAACCGGGACAUAUCGCCAUGGCAUUUCCGUAAGAGACAGAGGCAGAGAGAGAGAGAGAGACGGUGAGAGAGAAAGCGGGAUAAGCAGAAGGAGAGGACGAACCAAUGUAUCCGUAGAUAGGUAGAACUCGAUAGGCGCUAACCGCGUGACGCAAUGUCAGGCGAAACCAUUACGUAACCGCGCAGUGACAUAAAUCCAGGGACGCAUCCUGCAAAUGAUUUGUGUACGCGCGAUUCUGACACCAGAAAUAAAAACGGAGCUCGCUCGAUCGAGGUCGAGAUAGCAGUCGCAUCUUUUUCACGGAAUUAAUGUCAGAUUUAAUAAUUUACCGAAUAAGAAAACGAUAAAUCUCAGCAAUUCUUACUCUGGGAUUACCGGUGAGAGCGCGAAAUCUAUUGAGGAGAGAUGUUCGUUUUUUACCUUCAAAAAUUUAUGUAUCAUACGUAUGUUGAGGUAUUUGAGCAUUUUGUGUUCGCACUUUUGUGACGAUAUAUUUAUUAUAUUUAAAAAAAUAAUAUUUAGAAUAUUUCACUAAAGCUCAAACUCACGAAGCGACCUUUGUAUCCGUGAAAAGCACAUCUACGAAAACUCUGACGACUCGUCAUCGCUCGUUCCCUAAGUUUCCGCGAUUAAACGCGCGAAAUAAUAGCGCGUCCCGGCAGAUAAAAGCUCUACUCGUGCGAUUGCACGUCACCCAACACGACGACGCAACGACGAGAAAGAAUCCUGAGAAGCAAUAUGUUCGGAAUGCAUUGUCGCGGCUUCUGCAGCCCUCGCCCUGAUUUUCCGAUAUCAAAUGCGGCCCCGAGACCACGCAAAUUCCAUCUCUAUAUUCGGAGGUCGGCCACGACUCAUUGUUCGUCGCGGAUGACAACGCGCACAAUCCGUCCAAGCGACAGCGCAUCCUCAAUUGUUACCCGGCAACAUCUCUAUCUAUUUCCCAUAUGUUGAAUGACAUCGCGACGUAUCCCGCCGUGCCUCAUCUUACCAACCUGCGCCUGCUGCUAUUGGCGGUUGGAUGCAAACUGGUAUCGCAAGCUCGCUUCUAACUCGAGACACCAUUAAUCUU
This is a messenger RNA of Vollenhovia emeryi, 2748 nucleotides long. RefSeq names its product cathepsin L1-like (gene CtsL4). Gene Ontology annotation, molecular function: cysteine-type endopeptidase activity. Gene Ontology annotation, cellular component: lysosome. The transcript is spliced from 5 exons. Lineage: Eukaryota; Metazoa; Arthropoda; Insecta; Hymenoptera; Formicidae. The coding region runs from base 179 to 1207 and encodes 342 amino acids. The record is from RefSeq and is a predicted model, not a curated record.